GAAUGGGAGGAAACAGCUGAUUGUGGAAACAGCUGAUCGUGGUUCAGAAAACUCUUCAAUAGGAGAAAAAGUCCUGGUCUUUGAGCUUUAGUGGCUGUCUCAGGGAUCAGUUUGAAGGACUUUUUUGUGAAUGGUACUGACAAGACUUCUGCCCUCGAGAGUGAGGCCAGGACUUCGGUCUCUGCUGAUCUCAAGCAGGAGGAUGUCGUCCAGCGCACCCGAGGUAAUACUAGAGGACGUGGGGGACAAAGGCCUGAUUACGCUGAACAGACCGAAGGCCCUCAAUGCCCUCAAUCUCAACAUGGUGCGACUCAUCUACCCGAAGCUGAAGGAAUGGGAGAAUACCAAGUCCAUGGUCAUUAUCAAAGGGACAGGAGAAAAGGCCUUCUGUGCUGGUGGAGACGUGCGGUCCAUUGUGGAGGGGAAAACAAACGCCUCCGAGAUUGGGCCUGAUUUCUUCCGGGAAGAGUACAUGCUUAACUGCCUCAUUGGAACUCUUCAUAUUCCAUACAUUGCUCUAAUUGAUGGUAUCACAAUGGGUGGUGGUGUAGGGUUGUCUGUUCAUGGAGAUUAUCGAGUUGCCACAGAACGAACCCUGUUUGCAAUGCCAGAGACUGCCAUUGGGCUCUUCCCCGAUGUAGGAGGUUCUCAUUUCCUACCUCGACUGGGAGGGCGAUUAGGGAUGUAUUUAGCUCUCACAGGUCACAGACUAAAAGGAAGAGAUGUACUGAAAGCAGGCGUUGCCACUCAUGUGUGCGAUGCUGCGAGAAUAGGGGAGUUGGAGGAGGCAUUGUUGAAGUUGAACUCUCCGUACCCAGAAGAUAUUGCACAAGUCAUUGAGAGCUUCCACAAAGAGUCCACCUUCAGUAAAGAUGUGCCAUUCUCACUACAGCCUAUGCUACCAAAGAUCAAGGCUUGUUACUCUGGUGGUAGUGUUGAGGAGAUCAUUUCAAACCUUGAGAAGGAUGGAUCCGAAUGGGCACAAAAGCAACUGCAGAUCCUGAGCAAAAUGUCCCCUACCUCAUUAAAGGUGACUUUUGAACAGUUAGAACGAGGAGCGCACCUUACCCUCCAGGAGUGCCUUACCAUGGAGUUGCGAAUGGUUUGGCGGUUCUACCAUGAUCAUGACUUUAGUGAAGGUGUAAGAGCACUGCUGAUUGACAAAGACCAGAAUCCCAAGUGGAAACCAGCCACCUUGGAGGAUGUUCCUACCACCGAGACAAUCAACCGAUACUUUGCUCCUCUUCCGCCUGAAAAUGAACUCGUUUUUUAAAGAUGGUUUAGUAUUUUAAGGCAAUAGUUGGUUAAUUGUCAGUGGGUUGUAGAUAUUCUUGAAGCUUUGGAAAUAGGUAGUGGCAGUGAAAAAGGAAUUACAGUGGUAAUAUAUUUUUUUAACAGCAAUGAGCAGUUUGGUAAUUUUAUUAAAGUACCAUAUUUCAACCUUCUUUCAUGAUAUUAUUUAUAAGAGGAUUGUUGUUUAUGUUGUUUUUAAAUGUGUGCUCUGUCAAGAAAUUUCAAUUAAGGACUUACUGUAUGCUUGAAUUCUUUUUUAACUAAAAAAUACAGGUAUGUUUACACUGGAUGAAUGGACAGACAAAAUUAUACCCCAAAAAAAGUGUCUAAAGUAUUCUUAUUCCUUAAAACAGAUCAUAUAAUGCAUUUUUUCUAUCUUGAGUACACAUAAAGAGAAAAUGAUUGUUGGGUUAGUUUUUUGAUAUAAUAAUUAUCAUUAUCAUUAAGAAUUGCUUGAAUUAAUAAGAAAUGUGGUCAAAAGUAAAUAACUAUAUAUGUGUUGCAAGUCCAUGUUUUUAAGUAUAAAAUGAGUUGUGGUUGUGUGGUGACUGGUAACUGGUACCUUUUUUUUCCUCCUGUGUAACAAGUGCAGUUAGCAGUGAUACUGUAGGGUCACAUGUAUGUACAAAUGUUUUCUCAGUUUGUAUUUAAUAUUUGUAGGAUUUAGUCAUCUUGAAAAUCUUCCAAUUGACUGCCAAGGUUUCUCGUCUUGUGUGUCUGUGUGUUGAGUAUCAGUAUCGUGUAAUUAUUCAGUGGUAUUUAAAAUGGUCUUAUUUGGUUCUUCACAAAUUGGAAAAAAAGGCAGAAAGAAAAAUGAAGAAAACAGACUGCAGAUUAAAUCAACUUGGGAUUGGUAUUACAUAGUGUAACCUGUAAAAUUGUCUUUAGUUUGUGGUCAUCCUAAAUAAAAUAGAUUUAUCUUUUACAGAAUUUGUUCAUUUAUGUACAUCUGUCACUAACUUGCAUGUGGCAGCUAUAAAAAAGGAAAUUACAAGAAGAAAUAAAAAUAAACAAAU
Messenger RNA from Penaeus indicus, 2309 nucleotides. RefSeq names its product 3-hydroxyisobutyryl-CoA hydrolase, mitochondrial-like (gene Hibch). Gene Ontology annotation, biological process: L-valine catabolic process. The record is from RefSeq and is a predicted model, not a curated record. Bases 131 to 1273 code for a protein of 380 amino acids. Gene Ontology annotation, cellular component: mitochondrion. The transcript has 9 exons. Gene Ontology annotation, molecular function: 3-hydroxyisobutyryl-CoA hydrolase activity. NCBI's taxonomy places the organism in Eukaryota, Metazoa, Arthropoda, Malacostraca, Decapoda, Penaeidae.